UAAUGGCUAUCUAUAAUUAACUUUAUUGAUUAAUAAAUGGCGGAUAAUUAUCAGUCGCAAAUUCGCAAUCCAACCGAAUUUGAAGGUGUUUUAUAGGAAGUGCUACUUUUAAUAUUUUUUUAAUACUGUGACAAAAAGAUUCUUGGAUCGUUUAUUUAGUUACUCGUGAGUAGCGAUUAGUAACUUCUUAAAAUGGCGCCUUAAUUAAUUGGGAUAGUUUUUAGUCUAUGGUUUUGGUGACAAUGACAAAGGAAGCGCACGCUACAGCCCAGAAAUUCCGUAAAAAACGCUUGGACAAAGACACCUGAGUCAUCUUCAGAAUGCUGCUAAUACUACUUAUGCUUCUCUCGGCCCAGCCAGCCUUCCCUAGUGGGGGCUUACACCUAGGGGGGGUGGUGAAACACGUGGACCAGGACUGCCUGACAGGAUCUAUGACGGACGUACAGUCCUGGGUCGGUCCUGACGGUCACCUGUUGAUGGACGUCGAUCUUUUCAAAAAUGGCAUCGACCUAGCUGGACUCUCGGAUCCAGAUGUAAAACUUCGGUUUUUUCUUCAAGAGAACCCUAAUCAUACGUUCAGGUACAUCAGCAUGGCGAGAUGCAAACUUAGGUCGGUGCCUUAUUUGUAUGGAAACUGCAGCAGAGUGACUGGCACUCUGCAGUACCUGUCUCUGUACGGGAACCACUUCGAUAGCGACGAUGACGGCGAAGAGCUCAGGGUCACGAUCACGAGCGAGGUCAUCCACAAUGGCACUCUCCAGAAACAUUCCGUUGUCAAUACGACAAAACCAGAUCCCAACAAAGUUCCCCAUUGGUAUAGUGGCUUCGAGACGGCUAACCUCACCGGCCUUUUGGAGCUCGACCUACGGGCAUGCUCCAUCCGGUACAUAAAAAAUGAUACCUUCUCCAGAAUGGUCAGCCUGCGCGCCUUGUAUCUGUCAGAAAACCGAAUCCAUAAAAUUGAGCCGUCCGCAUUCCAAGGAAUGCUGAGACUCGUCCAUUUGGACCUGAGCAGAAAUGCGGCAUCGACUGCUAUAACUUGGGGUCUGAACGUCUUCACAGGACUUGCUAGCCUUCUAUCUCUAGACCUUUCGUUUGCAGACCUGUCACAAGAUCUAGCGUUUGCAGACAUGUCAGGUCAGACAAUGAUGCUCGGCCACGUUAAGCCUAGAAUCUUUGGGUCUAGAUUGAAAACGCUAUCCAUAUGCAACACCCACCUACGCAGUAUACAAGGGCUCACAGAAGUAUUCGGAGAGUUGGAAAACCUGGAUGUGUCUGGUAACGUAGGCAUCCUCGAUGAUGUAGACUCUCUGACAAAAGCACAGAAGUCACUGAAGGUUGUUUACGCUAACGACGUCGGACUGCAUUCACUUGAUGUUUUCGUUAACUUUACCAGUCUAGUAAUCGUCAAGGCGACAAAGAAUUACGUCGAGGACAUCGGAAAUGAAACGGCGAUGUCUUUCCGGAAUCUGAAAGUGUUGGACCUAGAUCAUAAUCGCAUGAAAGGUUGGACUCAAAGCACAUUCUCCCUGAUGCCAAAUUUGGAUGUUCUUUUGCUGAAAAGUAACCAAGUCACCAUGAUCCAGGAAGAGAUGUUGCAAGAUAUUGCCAAUGUCUCUUACAUUGGAAUUAAAGACAACUUCGUUAUAUGCAGCUGUUCCGUCCGGGACUUCCUGGAUAUUGCAAUAAGGAAUGACGUGGAAAAAAAAUUCCAUUCUAAACCGUUAUUUCCAACCAUUUAUACUUCGCAGGAGUUCCACAGAGCUUACGAUGAAUACUCCAGACUGGUUCAUAAUCGAAAACCUUUGAAAAUCGAAUGCGACAACGAACCUUGUGAGAUUAAAGAGCCAAGUAUCGAUGGCAAGUUUGUGAUUCUCGAUUAUGAGAAUGAAUCUACUGAUUACCAAUGUUAUUCGCUGGCGGAUUACAGGCAAAUCCCGUUUUUGAUGAACACUCCAUGUUCGCACCACAGGGGUGGUGAUUAUCUAGAUACGAUUGAAGAUACUUCACAGUUGGUUGUUCUCAUGGUGUGUCUAGCUCUUUUGGCUGCGACAAUUGGGAUUGCUGUGAUAUUUAGGAAGAGGAUCAUAUAUUUCUGCGUAACUGUCAAGAAUUCAGCAUUAUUAAGCUCUAUGACCACUGCUAACGGUUUCCAAGAAUCCUCCACGUACCACUACGACGUGUUCGUCUCGUACUGCAACGAGGACCGGCCCUGGGUGCUGGACCACCUGCUGCCGCACGUGGAGAAGCACUGCAACGUCAGCGUGUGUCUGCACGAGAGGGACUUCCUGGUGGGCCUGUCAAUUUUGGAGAACAUAGUGUCGUGCAUGGACCGCUCCAAGUCCAUCCUGCUGGUCAUCUCCCAGAGGUUCCUUCUGUCGCAGUGGUGCCAGUUCGAAAUGCAUUUGGCACAGCACAGACUCUUGGAGACUCGUCGUGAGGACCUGAUCCUGGUGCUUCUGGAGGACAUCCCGCGGCCGAUGAGACCCAACACCCUGCACUACCUCAUGCUGACCAAGACCUACGUGCUCUGGCCCAAGGAGAAGGCGGAGCGACGGGUAUUCUGGCGACGGCUUCAGAAGUGCAUCGUUUUGCAGAAGUUGAGGAAAAAUGAAACGGAGUCUUUGGCAUAAUUUUAUUAACUUUCUUGUGAGUGUAAAACAGUGUGUAAGUACUAUACUAGAGCCACUAAAAUUGGGCCAACCAUCUCAUCAGACCUCUCGUUCAUACUUUAUGUCCACGUUCCGAGAGGUCUGAUAAGAUGGUAAGUAGGUACGCACGUUUGUAACGGCUCAAGUAUAGGUUUUGCAAGCUAGACAUUUCAGUAGCGUUUUUACUUGCGGAAAUUAUUAUUAAUUCAUUAAACAACACGCGCUGAUAAAGAUACUAUAAUUUAAAUGGCGGCGCUUAUAUAAGUGAGAGUAGAACAGGGCUACUGAGUGAUUUUCAUAUUGUUAUUAGAGAUAAAACAUAGAACCCUAAAGGUUUUUAAGUUAUAGGAAGAGAUUUCUUUAAGCAAUGAGCCAUAAGUCAAUCGUUUUGUAAUAAUUGUUUAAUGUUUAAUAGGUAUGUACCCAGGAUUCUGUGCAAAGUAUUGUAAAUAAAAUAUGUAAGACUUUUAA
Plutella xylostella (diamondback moth) is the source of this 3122-nucleotide messenger RNA. NCBI's taxonomy places the organism in Eukaryota, Metazoa, Arthropoda, Insecta, Lepidoptera, Plutellidae. The record is from RefSeq and is a predicted model, not a curated record.